AAGUGUUCGGAUACCUUGUCCACUUGUUCUCUUGCAUCGUUAGCAUGAAAUACUUCUUGGUCUUAUUCGUUUGUGUGGCAGCUGCCAAACCGCAGUUCGGUUACGUUGGCUCUCUGUCUGGUGUGCCCUAUGGUUAUGCAACCCAUGGUUUGAACAGAUACGCCGCAGCCCAUGAUUACGGUUACACCGGUUACGUUGGCCCACAAGCUGAUGCCCAUAAUGUCAACGCCCAGGCCGCCCCCUUCGGCGUAAAGCGAAUCCCAGUUGGCUCUUCCAGUUUUGACAGCAUUGCCCUGCAAUAUGCGGGUGUUCAUGGAUACCUUAACAACGGUCCCAUGGCUCACUCCAACGUUGGCUUCGUCCCCGUUGAUGAGCCCGCUGUCCAAGCCGCCAAGGCCGAGCAAGUCACCUCCAAGGCUCUUGCUUAAGCAGCUGCCGUCUAUCCCCUUGGCUCCGGAGCCGGUUAAGAACGUACCUUUCCAUCCUAUAAAUAAAAGAUACAUUGUAUCAACAA
This is a messenger RNA of Tigriopus californicus, 514 nucleotides long. RefSeq lists its product as uncharacterized. The record is from RefSeq and is a predicted model, not a curated record. Bases 45 to 428 code for a protein of 127 amino acids. Lineage: Eukaryota; Metazoa; Arthropoda; Copepoda; Harpacticoida; Harpacticidae. The transcript has 2 exons.